Messenger RNA from Necator americanus (New World hookworm), 738 nucleotides. RefSeq lists its product as uncharacterized. NCBI's taxonomy places the organism in Eukaryota, Metazoa, Nematoda, Chromadorea, Rhabditida, Ancylostomatidae. The record is from RefSeq and is a predicted model, not a curated record. Bases 1 to 738 code for a protein of 245 amino acids. The transcript is spliced from 6 exons.
AUGCGACUACUUCUUCUUGUUUGUGUUGCCUCAGUCGUUGAUGGCAUGGAUCUGGUGUCCCUGGGCUGCGUUCGGAAUCCAUCGCUGUCGUUUUGUAGAGCGCAUGCAGCAAAGACAGCAGCCGCGCAUACCAAGAUCAACCCAGAAAUCACACAAAAGGACAAGGAAGCAUGUGCAGAACUGCGUCUGGAAUACGUGAAGGUUUGUGCCAUGUCCGGACAACACAAAGUGGAUGAGAAAGAAAGCGAGUUCUGUCAAGCAUUUGAGAACAUUUGCUUCCGCAUACCAAAAGAAGAGCCGGAUCAAGUAACCGUUCCGUCAGCUCUCAGAAGAGAGCUGAAACCGAUCGAUGAAGAUUCAAAGGAAGCCGAAGACAGGACUGCGACUGAUAGGCAGCCUGAAAAGAAGAAAAAACGCAUUGAUUUCACAAAGUUCUGCAGAGAAUUCAAGAAUCGCUAUCUAUUCGUUUGUCCUGACCCAUUCAGAUUUGGUCAGAAGGCUGUAGUGUUCUGUCCUAUUUAUUCUGAGCGAUGCCAUGUCCCUCUUCCCGACAGGCCAGUAGUUCCAACACGUAAGCCUCCGCCGGGAAGACGAAGCAGUACAGUCGAGCGUGUGUGCAGAAGUUAUCGUGGAUUCGCCGAGACGUACUGCAACAAUCCAUUCACGCUCAGUCAACCGCAGUAUCGCGAAGGUUGUGAAAAGUAUUGGCGAUUCUGUACUCGACGAAAUGGGCGAUGA